Molecule: messenger RNA, 486 nt
Organism: Anopheles aquasalis
Lineage: Eukaryota; Metazoa; Arthropoda; Insecta; Diptera; Culicidae
Gene: mRpL34
Product: mitochondrial ribosomal protein L34
Biological process (GO): translation
Cellular component (GO): ribosome; mitochondrial large ribosomal subunit
Molecular function (GO): structural constituent of ribosome
Source: RefSeq, a predicted model, not a curated record
CCGUGGGUCAAUUGACUGCCAAAACUCUACCGCAAACCAAAACAAAUCAGAAAGAAACAAAUUUCGGAUUUUGAGGAUUUUCGGCCUUUUCCUCAUGAAAUUUAACUAGUGUUUCGCAUUUAUCUCAGCAGUGGACCCUAAUUGAUCGAAUAAAAUGGCUCUCGUUCGAUCUUUCCAAAUACUGAUCCCGAAACUCCCUACGGUCGUCCCGUUCUUUGGAGGAAACCUCGCGAACUCACUAGCGGAAGCAGCUGCCGGCGGGGCCUGGGGACUCCUUUCCGCACGCACGGUCAUCCGCAACCAAUUCCCGAGAGCGCGAGAAACUAAACGGGUUCGCGUGCACGGCUGGUGGAAACGCUUGUCCACGCUCACAGGACGCCGGGUGCUGAUGCGAAAGAUAUUGAAGGGAAAGCAUGUACUAUCACACUAGUUCCCGCGUUGCGGGUGGUUAAGAAAUUGGUUAAAAUAUAGAUGAAAUUAAAACAA